Messenger RNA from Liolophura sinensis, 2553 nucleotides. Its product is annotated as glutamate receptor ionotropic, delta-2-like. Gene Ontology annotation, cellular component: membrane. Gene Ontology annotation, biological process: monoatomic ion transport. Gene Ontology annotation, molecular function: signaling receptor activity; ligand-gated monoatomic ion channel activity. The record is from RefSeq and is a predicted model, not a curated record. The transcript is spliced from 13 exons. Bases 1 to 2553 code for a protein of 850 amino acids. Lineage: Eukaryota; Metazoa; Mollusca; Polyplacophora; Chitonida; Chitonidae.
AUGCUGAUGUGCACGAUAGUGACAGAGUUUAAGCGAGCCAUGGACGGUGUCAUAUACGAUGGGGGAAUCGCGGAUCAAAUAGACGAAUGGACCAUCAAAAGAGCCGUACUUAGUCAUCCCCCAGAUUUCCUCACCAGUGGCGAGGGGGAAGCCAACCAAGAUUUACAGUUACUAUGGCGACCACUGAAUAGCAGCAACACAAUGUUUGCUUUGGAAGAAGUGUGUGAUUUGAUAGACAGUGGGAUACAGGGACUAGUCACCGCUCUCCCGUGCAGACCACGUCAAUACAUUUUGUCCCAGGCAGACGUCUUCCGCUUACCACAUGUCAGCAUCAACACAGAGUCAUGUGACACCCGGACAUCCGGUCAGUACUCCCUCCAGGCAGGCGUCAACAGCUCGGUACUGGCCAGCCUCGUGACAGACGUGAUGAGCAGCAUGAGCUGGCACAGUGCAGGUCUUAUCCUCGACGAUUCCGUCGAUUCUGUUCAACGUAAAACCCUGGUGCUAUCGCUAUCCGCUAGUAUGGUCGAGUCGUCCAUCGUUCUUUUGGAGACCACUGCCUCGGAGACGCAAAUGACGGGCUUAUCUCGGCUCGUCGGGGUAGACCAUGAGGCCAUCAUCGUGAGAGUCAAGUCCAGUAACUUGAGGGAAGUACUGUCACAGAGUCACCGCUUAGGUUUGCUUGCCCCCUCGUACUUCUGGAUCCUCCUGAUAGACGACCUGAUACCGGAGGACGCCGCCUCGAUCUUACGUCCGUACGUGGACAGCAACGUGAUGCUGGUUCGGCCAGCCUGGAGCGGAAGUCGACGAAGUACAGAUGGUCAUUGUCAGCUGCUUCACUGUCUGCAGGAAACCUCCUGUACCCAGUUCUGUCCCUACAUGUCGUUAUUUCAGGCCACCCUAGUAGACGCUAUUUCCUUAUUAUUUCAAGCCUCACUGGGAGUGCGUGGACCUGAACCAAACAAACCGACCGGCACCAGUUGUCUGAUGACGACCAAUCACACCAUUCCUGGAGCUGACUUAGUCAUGGAGGCUAUCUUUAAAGAAAACAGUCCGGGGUUUACUACGUGCCACGGUUUCACACCGCAGGGAUUUCUCAUCAAGAUCAACUAUGAACUAUUCAGCUUGUACAAUUCCAGCAAAUCCCCGUACCAGCUUGUAGCCUCGUGGGAUUCUCAGAACGGUCUGUCCACAUCUGAUGAUGAAAAGCUCUUCCUGAACAAGUUUUACGACUUUGGUGGCCGUGUUUUGACAAUUGCAACUCUGGAGUCCAAGCCAUUCUGUCUGCCGGUGAAGAAGAAUAACAAAACGGUAUUUACGGGAUUCGCUUUUGACAUUCUCAACGAGCUGGCUUCUAGGUUAAAAUUCAGGUACGUCAUAGUGGAGCCUCCAGACCGCUUGUAUGGGGCCCCCAACCCGGAUGGUUCUUGGAAUGGCAUGGUGGGCAUGGUGAAACGUGGAGAAGUAGACCUUGCCGUCGGCCCUUUCACCAUCACCUCCAUCCGAGAGAGUGUCAUAGAUUUCACCAAACCCUACCUAGAGGACAGCACAGGUAUUCUUACCAGAAAACCCCAGGACGAAGAUUCGCAGCUCUUCCAGAUGUUUAAGCCGUAUUCUGGGGAGGUGUGGGGAGCGAUAGCAGGGGCUACAUUCCUAGUGGGUGUUAUUUCCUUCCUGGUGAAUUACCACACACCCUACAGCGGUAUCCGACAGGGUAUGGCUGACUCCACCACGGAUGAAAUCAGCUUCAGCGAAAACCUCUGGCUCAUCUACAGCUCGGCCAUGGAACAAGGGGCUACCUAUCAUCCCAACGCCACGUCAGGCCGAGUUGUUCUUGGUUUCUUCUGGAUCUUCACCAUCGUGGUGGUGGCGACUUACACGGCGAACCUAGCUGCCUUCCUCACAGUCUCCAUGCCCUAUACCCCGAUCAACAGUCUAGGAGAACUGCUGGCCCAGAAAGAGGUUCAGCCUGUCGUGAAAAACGGCACUAACCUGUGGGCUAUGUUCUCGACCUCUAAAAAAGGCAUUUACGUGGAUGUUUGGGAGAGGCUUCAAAAUUCACCACGUGCAACAGUGACGGAGGACGCCCUGAAGUUAGUGGAGACGGGCCGGUACGCAUACAUGUCCGACACUGCCCUGCUCAAAUACAUCGCCCUCAGCGGCUGUAAGUUUGCCGUGGCCAACGAGGUGUUCAAUACGGCCGGAUAUGGAUUCGUCAUGCCUGAAAAUGCUCCUUUUGAAACCGCUGUUAAUUACAAUAUAAUGAAGAUGCAGGAGGCAGGCCUGAUAGAGAAAUGGCGCCAGAAGUGGUGGACAUCGGAGGCGGAGAGCUGUGGCUCGGAGGAGCGCACGGGUUCGGCCACGAGCCUCAGCCUAAGUCACCUGGGAGGAGCUUUCCUUGUCUACAUUAUCGUCGCUGGCAUCUCUAUCGUCUGUCUCGGACUGGAGAUAAUAGGCAAAACAUCCGGCGUUGUGAGGAAAUUGCGCUGUAGAUUCCAACAAUCUGUCACCGCUAAAACCAACAGUUUUCAUCAGAAUGGGAAGCACAUUUAA